AUGGAAGACUACGGCAACGAUCCCAAGGCCGGCCUCACCCCAGAGGCUGCUGCCCUGGCCCAGCUGGGCCACAAGCAGGAACUCAAGCGGAACUUUUCCCUGAUUUCCAUGUUGGGUCUUGCCUUUGCCAUCCUCAACACAUGGACCGCCUUGGCCGCAUCAAUUACCCUUGCCCUUCCUUCGGGAGGCUCAAGCUCGGUCAUCUGGGGUCUCAUCGUCGCCGGUAUCUGCAACUUGUGCCAGGCCGCCUCUCUCGCCGAGUUCCUCUCCGCCUAUCCCACCGCCGGCGGCCAAUACCACUGGGCCGCCAUUGUCUCCUGGAAGCGAUGGAGCCGCGGCAUCAGCUACGUGACGGGAUGGAUCAACGUCUCCGGAUGGGUUGCCCUCAGCGCCACUGGUGGUCUGCUGGGCAGCACGUUCAUCAUGAACAUCAUCCAGCUCCUUCACCCCGACUUUGAGCCCAAGCCGUGGCACCAGUUCUUGAUCUACAUCGCAUUCGCUCUCAUUGCCUUGGUUAUCAACGCCUUCCUCACCCGAAUCCUGCCCCUCUUCACCAAAGCCGCCUUCUUCUGGUCGGUCGCCGGCUUUGUCAUUAUCAGCAUCACGGUUCUGGCAUGCGCAUCGCCCGAUUACCAGUCCGGCGAGUUUGUCUACGGCAACUUCAUCAACGAGGUUGGCUGGCCCGAUGGAAUGGCCUGGCUGCUCGGGUUGCUGCAAGGAGCCUUUGCUCUCACAGGCUUCGACGCUGUUGCCCACAUGAUUGAGGAGAUUCCGAACCCCCAGAAGGAGGGCCCCAAGAUCAUGCUGUACUGCAUCGGCAUCGGCAUGUUCACUGGCUUCAUCUUCCUGACCGCGCUGCUCUUCUGCGUCAACAACGUCGACGACGUCAUCGGCGCCGCUUACGGACCGCUGCUGCAGAUCUUCAUGGACGCAACCAAGAGCAAGGCUGGCAGUGUGUGCCUGCUGAUGUUCCCCCUGGUCUGCAUGCUUUUCACGACCGUCACCCUGGUCUGCACCAGCACCCGAAUGAGCUACGCCUUUGCCCGCGACCGAGGAAUGCCCUUUAGCAGCGUCUUUGCCCAGGUGCACCCCACCCUCGAUGUGCCCAUCAACGCCCUGCUCUGGACGGUGGCCUGGGUCAUUGUCUUUGGCUGCAUCUUCCUCGGCUCUACCAGCACGUUCAACGCCAUCACGUCGGCCUCGGUCGUGGCUCUCGGCGUCACCUAUGCCAUCCCCCCGACCAUCAACGUCCUCCGCGGCCGCAAGAUGCUCCCGGAGAACCGUUACUUCAAGGUCCCUGAGCCCUUUGGCUGGAUUGUGAACAUUAUUGGAAUCAUGUGGGCCAUUCUGACCACCGUCCUGUUCGUCUUCCCUCCCGAGCUCCCCGUCACGCCGGCCAACAUGAACUACGCCAUCGUCGCCUUUGGUGUCAUCCUUCUCAUUUCGGGCGGCACUUGGGUCAUUGACGGCCGAAAGAACUACAAGGGACCCGUUAAGGGACGAGAAAGAAGGAGAUGGAAAUUAUAG
Trichoderma reesei QM6a is the source of this 1527-nucleotide messenger RNA. RefSeq names its product gaba permease. Gene Ontology annotation, cellular component: membrane. Gene Ontology annotation, molecular function: transmembrane transporter activity. Bases 1 to 1527 code for a protein of 508 amino acids. The record is from RefSeq and is a predicted model, not a curated record. Gene Ontology annotation, biological process: transmembrane transport. The transcript is spliced from 4 exons. NCBI's taxonomy places the organism in Eukaryota, Fungi, Ascomycota, Sordariomycetes, Hypocreales, Hypocreaceae.